GCUAUUAGUCAGUCUCUUCUUAGUGUCCUCCUCUUAAGAACACAGAUGACGGACUUCAUGAAGCAAACAUAGGCUGCAUUGGGUCUUCCUUAUAUUUGUAUUGUCUCGCACACAGGAGAGGGGCUUCCUUGGACUAUUGUCACAUUUUCGCUUGUGACCCUCCCAGUCUGGUUUAACUUGUUCUGUAAAUAUUUUUUUUUUUGAUCUGCACCAGCAGAAGUCUUGUCACGCUGUGACUGGCGAUGAUACUGGGCUGAGUCAGAGGAGAUGCCUCGGCGCAGUUGCUGCUCAUCAUGCUCUGUUUGCUUAAGGUGCUUUUAUAGCUGCUCGUGUAAAAGAGUCAAGAGGGAAAUUCAAAGCACAUGUGGCUGUGUCUGGGUGCUCCUGAUUCUCGGUGGAUUCCUCUUUACCUUGAUAUGGCUGUAUGUCACCUUGAUCCUGAAAAAUGAUAUACACAACUUCAAUGAGGAAAUCUUCCGACUCGCAGGUUUAUGGCAAGACUGGUCUGUGGUCUUAAUUACGGUGGCUGCAGUGUUGGCCUCUUACUGCUUUGUGCUCCUCUUAAUCUCUAUGUGCCUGGUAGUGAGCUCUCAACCUCUCAAUCUGCACUGGCUUCAUAAGAUCCUCCUCAGCUUCUGUGUUGUUUUGGUGUCCCUUGGAAUUAUUGGCCUUAAUUUGAAGUGGAAAAUAGAGUGGAAAGUAGUUGCCAUCUCUUUGCAGGCAACGAGUCCCUUUCUGCACAUUGGAGCUGUGAUCGGUGUGUCUGUACUCGCCUGGGUGCUUGCUGGUUAUUUUUGGGAAACAAAGAGUAAAGUGUUGAAAUGUCUACUUCCUUUGGUAUACAUCAUUCUGGUUUGUGCUCUGUUUGUGAGUCCUCUCUUCAUUUCCUCACCCUGUAUCAUGAAGGCAUCAGAACUUCCUCCCAAACCAAGGAUCAUGGGUCAUCGUGGGGCACCAAUGCUUGCUCCAGAAAAUACAAUGAUGUCAUUUGACAGGAUGGUGAAUUCUGGAGGAAAGGUGUUUGAAACUGAUGUCAUGGUGAGUUUGGAUGGAAUCCCCUUCCUAAUGCAUGAUGAAACUCUGCUGAGGACAACCAACGUGAGAGAAGUUUUUCCAUUCCGUUCAAGUCAAAACAGCUCGAAUUUUACCUUUUCUGAACUCCAGAGGCUGAAUGCUGGUGAAUGGUUUCUGCAGAAAAACCCUUUUGGAACAGAUGGAUCAGUGACACCAGCUGAACGUGAAGAGGUUAAGCAGCAGAAAAUUCCUUCUCUUGAGGAUGUUUUGAUUGCAUGCAAGAACCUCAACAUCUCUAUAAUAUUUGACUUGCGUCAGCCACCUUCAGGACACCCAUAUAACGAGAGCUUUGUGAAUGUAACUCUUAAUACAAUUCUGAACGUUUCUAUACGCCAGGAUCUGAUAAUCUGGCUCCCGGAUGAUGAGCGGGAGCAGGUUAUAAAGACAGCUCCAGGUUUCAAACAGAUUUAUGGUAGAAAGAGGGAAAAAAAUGACACCGACACCUUUGAUGCUGUGAAUCUAUCUUAUACAAAUAUAAGUGUGAGCGAAAUCAGGUCGUAUCGUCAGGAUAAUAUUUCAGUGAAUUUAUUUGUGGUUAACAAACCGUGGUUGUUCUCCCAUGUAUGGUGUGCUGGAGCCACGUCUGUCACCUCUAACUCAUUCCAUCUUCUUAAAGAUCUCAAGCAACCAAUAUGGCUGCUGGACCCUGACAAUUAUUUAAUCAUCUGGAUAAUAGCGGAUGUUGUAGCUCUUAUUCACAUAAUAUGGGCUUUUUUUAUGCAGAGAGCGUGUUUUAGAAAAAGAGAAGACGAAGAAUCUGAAGCUGUAUUACUGAUGAAGAUUGAAAAUUUGGUUGCUUAAUGACAAUGGAUGCCUCUUUCAUAUCCGCUACAAUUCACUGUGACUUCCACAUCAUCUGACUGAUGGCUGGAGCAUGAGGAGGCUAAACUGAACUGAUUCCAGAUAUCUGCGCUGUCUAAUCUGUAGACAAACCCUAACUACUGAGUCAUGGGAGGUGCUGCUCCAUACAGAACUGUUCCUGACAUGUUGGCCUGUUUGGGUCGCUGGAUCUUAGUUUGUUUAUUUGAAUGAGAAAUCUGGCAGUGUGCUGUAUGGCAUUUGUCUUCCUUAUGUCUUUCUGAUAUUGUGCUGUGCACAUAACUCUUUGGUGUUAGUGAUGAAGUCUGUGGCAUAGGCACA
Bufo bufo (common toad) is the source of this 2214-nucleotide messenger RNA. It is a transcript of the gene GDPD2, whose product is annotated as glycerophosphodiester phosphodiesterase domain containing 2. Lineage: Eukaryota; Metazoa; Chordata; Amphibia; Anura; Bufonidae. The coding region runs from base 268 to 1875 and encodes 535 amino acids. The transcript has 16 exons. Gene Ontology annotation, molecular function: glycerophosphodiester phosphodiesterase activity. Gene Ontology annotation, biological process: lipid metabolic process. Gene Ontology annotation, cellular component: membrane. The record is from RefSeq and is a predicted model, not a curated record.